Molecule: messenger RNA, 864 nt
Organism: Synchytrium microbalum
Lineage: Eukaryota; Fungi; Chytridiomycota; Chytridiomycetes; Synchytriales; Synchytriaceae
Product: 5'-nucleotidase
Exons: 6
Coding region: 1-864 (287 amino acids)
Cellular component (GO): P-body
Molecular function (GO): hydrolase activity
Source: RefSeq, a predicted model, not a curated record
AUGGCUAAACGUACAGUAAAUGUCCUAAUUUCAAAUGAUGACGGCCCUCCAUCUGCUGCAUCGCCAUUCCUGGAAACAUUUGUCGACACUUUGAAAACAACGCUUGGUUGGAAUUUCAAAGUCGCCAUUCCAAAUUCUCAACGGUCUUGGAUUGGCAAAGGGUUUCUGCUUUCUAAUGAGAUUACUCUAUCGUACUUUGACCGUCGAACAGGUCUAGUCACAAACGCAAAACCUGCCUCUGAAGACGAUGAACAGGUUUGGACACUCUUGGACGCGACACCUAGUGCGUGUGUCAACAUAGGGCUCCAUAAUGUAUUCAAUAUCGACGAUAUUGACCUCGUCAUCAGCGGGCCAAACUUUGGAAGAAACGCGUCCAAUUACUCCACAUUGUCAUCCGGAACUAUAGGAGCUGCCAUAGAAGGUGCUCUGCUCGGCAAGAAAUCCAUUGCCCUGUCAUUCGCAUUCUUUUCUUUUGAUGAUACCAAAAACCAGGCAAACGUCAACCGAGCUUGUAACCAAGCUGUUCACGUUAUAAAAAACCUAUGGGAGAAUUGGCCUGAGGAUCAUGCUGAACUAUACAAUGUGAAUAUUCCUGUGAUUCCAGACGGUCCUGUUCCUCUCAUACACUUUACGACAAUUCACAGGAAUAACUUUGGUGGUGUCUUUGAGGAACACGUUGAUGAAAAGGAUGGCAAAACAAAGUUCAGAUUCCGUCCUAAAAUGCCAAACACAGAAAUACCAGAGGGAACUGACCUGUGGGCAGUCCUCAACAAGCAAAUCUCCAUAACACCAAUGCGUGCAGCAUUCGACAUUGUCUCGCACGACUUGGAUCAAAUGAAUGGCCGCAUAUUCCCAAAGAUAUAA